Molecule: messenger RNA, 976 nt
Organism: Nannospalax galili (Upper Galilee mountains blind mole rat)
Lineage: Eukaryota; Metazoa; Chordata; Mammalia; Rodentia; Spalacidae
Product: olfactory receptor 4K2
Exons: 1
Coding region: 17-976 (319 amino acids)
Biological process (GO): G protein-coupled receptor signaling pathway
Cellular component (GO): membrane
Molecular function (GO): G protein-coupled receptor activity; olfactory receptor activity
Source: RefSeq, a predicted model, not a curated record
GCUUUGAACCCAGAUAAUGGACAUGGCCAAUAAGUCUGCCGUGACUGAAUUUGUUUUGCUGGGGCUCUCCAACUCCUGGGAACUACAGAUAUUUUUCUUUAUCGUGUUCUCACUGUUUUAUGUGGCAACAAUAGUCGGUAACAGCCUCAUAGUGAUCACAGUUCUAGCUGACCCUCACCUGCAUGGUCCUAUGUACUUCCUGCUGACCAACCUUUCUGUCAUUGACAUGGCUCUGGCUUCCUUUGCCACUCCCAAGAUGAUUACAGACCAUCUAACUAAUCAUAACACAAUCUCUUUUGAUGGAUGCAUCUCCCAGAUAUUCUUUCUCCACCUUUUCACUGGUACUGAGAUAACUUUACUGAUGGCUAUGUCUUUUGACAGAUAUGUUGCAAUUUGUAAGCCCCUGCACUAUGCUUCAAUCAUAAGUCCCCAGGUGUGUGUCGCCCUUGUGGUUGCUUCAUGGAUUGUAGGAAUCUUGCAUUCAAUGAGCCAGGUCGUAUUUGCUCUCACGCUACCAUUCUGUGGUCCCAAUCAGAUAGACAGUUUUUUCUGCGACCUUCCUGUGGUGUUCCAGUUGGCUUGUGUGGAAACAUAUGUGCUUGGCCUCUUUAUGAUAUCAACAAGUGGCAUUAUUGCUUUGUCCUGCUUUGUCCUUUUGCUUAAUUCGUAUGUUAUUGUGCUUGUUACGAUCAAGCACCAUUCCCCCAGAGGGUCCUCAAAGGCCCUUUCAACCUGUACAGCUCACUUCAUUGUUGUCUUCAUGUUCUUUGGGCCAUGCAUCUUCAUCUAUAUGUGGCCACAGAACAGCUUUGUGAUAGAAAAGAUCCUGUCUGUAUUUUAUACCAUCUUUACUCCCAUUCUGAACCCAAUAAUAUAUACGUUGAGAAAUCAAGAAGUAAAGACAGCCAUGAAGAAACUGAAAAGUAAGCUUCUAAAUUCCAGGAGAGAAGCUCCCUCACAUUCUUUUCCGUUUUAA